UUUCCCGUCGGAGAGGAGCCAUGGCCGCCGUCUUCCUCCCGGGCAACCUCCAGGACGAAGCCACUUGCUCCGUGUGCCUGGAAUUCUUCAAGGACCCCGUGUCCAUCGAGUGCGGCCACAACUUCUGCCGCGCCUGCAUCACCAAGAGCUGGAAGGACCUGGAGCUCGACUUCCCUUGCCCGCAAUGCCGGGAGGUUUUCCAGCACAAGAGCUUCCGACCCAACCGUCAACUGGCCAACGUGGCCGAGAUCGUGAGCCAGUUUGCGCUGCGCGGGGCCAAGGGCGCCGAGGAGGACGGGCUCUGCGCCAAGCACCGCGAAGCCCUCAAGCUCUACUGCAAGGACGACCGCAGGACCAUCUGCGUCGUGUGCGACCGCUCCCGCGAGCACCGGCCGCACGCCGUGGUGCCCAUCGAUGAGGCCACCGAGGAGUACAAGGAGAAAAUCCAGGGUCGCCUGGAUUUCCUGAAGAAGGAGAGACAAGAUUUGCUGGAGUUUAAGGUGAACGAUGACAAGAAGACACAGGAGCUGCUGAAAACCAUCGAGACGGAGCGGCAGAGGCUGCUCUCCGAGUUCGAGGGGCUGCGGCAGUUCCUGCACGACCAGGAGCAUCUCCUGCUGGGCCAGCUGGAGAAGAUGGAGAAGGGCAUCGCCAAGAGGCAGAACGAGAACAUCACGGACCUCUCCAAGGAGAUCACUCUCCUCAACAAACUCAUCACGGAGCUGGAGGAGAAGAUCCAGCAGCCCAUGCUGGACUUCCUCAAGGAUGUAACGGCCACGUUAAGCAGAAGUGACCAAGUGAAGUGUCAGAAACCCGUCCCGGUUUGCACGGAUAUGAAAAUGCACGUGUGCAACUUUGCCCUCAAAAACGUCGUCCUCGAGAAAAUCCUGAAGAAAUUCCGAGAAAACCUGCGGGACGAACUGGGAAAAGGUGAAAAAGAGGAGCUGACCCUGGAUCCCGAGUCGGCCAACCACCUCCUCAUCCUCUCGGCCGACCUCAAGAGCGUGCGGAUGGGCUGUCGGAAGCAGGAGCUGCCCGACAACCCCAAGAGGUUCGACACCAACUCGCGGGUCUUGGCCACGCGCGGCUUCAAGUCGGGAAGACACUACUGGGAGGUGGAAGUGGGCGCCGCGGACGGCUGGGCCUUCGGCGUGGCCAGGGAGUCCGUGCGGAGGAAAGGCUUGACCCAGUUCUCCCCCGAGGAAGGGAUUUGGGCCGUGCAGCAGAACGGAGGGCGCUACUGGGCCGUCACGUCGCCCCAACGCACCCCGCUCUGCCCCGGCCAGAAGCUCAGCAAGGUGCGGGUCUACCUGGAUUACGAAGGGGAAGAGGUGUCCUUCUACGACGCCGACACCAUGCAGCACAUCUUCACCUUCAACGUGCGCUUCCAGGAGCGGGUCUUCCCCCUUUUCUCGGUCUGCUCCACCGUCACGUACAUCAAACUGUGCCAUUGA
Tinamus guttatus (white-throated tinamou) is the source of this 1454-nucleotide messenger RNA. RefSeq names its product tripartite motif containing 7 (gene TRIM7). Lineage: Eukaryota; Metazoa; Chordata; Aves; Tinamiformes; Tinamidae. The record is from RefSeq and is a predicted model, not a curated record. Gene Ontology annotation, molecular function: protein binding; zinc ion binding.